UGUUCUCCUCAGCUGAGUAAGCAUGCAUUGACACGACAUAGUAAAUACAAAUGGUUCUGAAUAAUGCCCGUAUUAAUCUCUGAUGGACCUGUGAAAUUACUUUAUGGGUCGGAGUUUCCGCAACAGAUAGAAACAUGUUUUCCAAGAUUCUUUGCAAACUUUGUCUUCUUAUUUUUCUAUUGCCAAAUUUUUGCUUAGCGUUCGAGAAAGCUGGAGAAUCAAAAGUUAUUUUAGUCUCAUCAGAAAAUUUUGAAAAUCGAAUUCCUCUUCAAAGCUUUGCUUUGGUUUUGUUCUUUGCACCAUGGCAAGAAUCCUGCAAAGAGUCCCACAAAGUCAUGGAGAGAGUUGCUGAACAUUUUGAGGAAAACAAGGACAUCGUGAUUGCUAAAGGAAAUAUUUAUAAUGAUGGAAAAUUAGCAUCAAAAUUUGGAAUAGAGGACUACUGCAAAAUCAAAUAUUUUGUAAAGGGCAGCAAAGUUGCAGAAAGUUAUGACGGCGACCACACAUUCACAGAAAUUGCCCGUCUGAUAGCGAAAAAGCUUCGCAUCGAUCAUGCAAAAGACUUUCCUAAGAAGCCUUUGAUUCAACUGGACAAUGCAAACUUCGAUAGGAUUGUCAAAGACACCAGUAGAGAUGUGCUUGUACUCUAUACUGCAGAAUGGUGCAUCAAAUGCAAAAACCUGACGCAGAUCAUGAUAAAAGUAGCUGAGACUUUCAAGAAUGAGCCUAAUUGUCUGGUGGCAACGAUAGAUGGCGAGAAAUCCUUUGAUUCGGCUGUGAAAAGCAAGGUGGGAAUGUACCCCACAUUCGUGUUCUUUCCCAAGACAGAUAAAGAUGGACAAGUCUACCUUCCGGGAAAAUUUGACGAGAAUUGGAGUGAACAGAACAUCACAAAGUUCCUGAACAUCAACUGUGAUACAAGUCGAACUACAGGAGGGUUUCUUGACAAAACAGCCGGUCGAUUAGAUGAACUUGAUGUGAUGGCACGAUAUUUUAUGAGAAAUUCGAACAGACGAGAAAAAGCUAUCCGAGAAUCAGUUGAAAUCGUCCAAAAGCUGCCACCUUAUAAGAAAGCCAUUGGUGACUAUUACAUAAAAAUAAUGCAAAAGAUUGCUAGAAAUGGCGAAGACUUCCUCCUUGAUGAAAUCACUAGAACACAGAAACUCAUAUUUGGCAGUGUGGCAUUUAACAUAAAAGAUGACCUAACAAAAAGAAGAAAUAUUUUGCACCAUUUUAGCAACUAUAGAAGAGAUGAGCUAUGAGGAUAAUGGGAUAGAUAAAAAUGCCAUGCAGAUCAUCAAAAACAUUCUCGUGAAUGAAACUUACAAGAAUGGGUGAAACUGAAAAGGCAGCACAAGAGAUGUUGAUUUGACAUUCUGCUGACCAAUCAGACGUAUGCAUAAAAUACUAGCUAUAUUGUGUAGAUUGAUGUGUCACAUCUGUUUUUGAAUGUAAAUCAAUGUUACUUA
Messenger RNA from Rhopilema esculentum, 1469 nucleotides. RefSeq lists its product as uncharacterized. Gene Ontology annotation, molecular function: protein disulfide isomerase activity. Lineage: Eukaryota; Metazoa; Cnidaria; Scyphozoa; Rhizostomeae; Rhizostomatidae. Gene Ontology annotation, biological process: protein folding. The record is from RefSeq and is a predicted model, not a curated record. Gene Ontology annotation, cellular component: endoplasmic reticulum.